Closterium sp. Yama58-4 is the source of this 1653-nucleotide messenger RNA. Lineage: Eukaryota; Viridiplantae; Streptophyta; Zygnematophyceae; Desmidiales; Closteriaceae. The record is from the annotation of a GenBank genome assembly.
AUGUUACGUGAGAGGCGCGCGCUUUACGACCGCAUCGAGAGCUUCAACAAAGUGGACGUCGCCAUGGAAGCGGGCGGUGCGUCCGUCGUGCUGAUGGAAAAAGACAAGGAGGCUAUUCUGAAUGAGAGCAUCGAGUACACCCCCGCCGCACUGGAUUUCGCAUGCCUGUACGUGUUUGCGGGUGACCUAAUCUUCGUGUUGGCAAAACACGGCGGCGACCGCAAAGAGACGACACGAAUUGUCACAUCGUCGGAGCAGGGCAGUUUGUGGCUUUCGGACUGCACGAAACAGACCAUGGACCCGAACGCGGAGAUCGCGGACAUGUUGAACAAGGAUCUCGUUGUUUUCCCGAUGUGGGCGAACGUCCUCGUUAUCCUGCAGCCUAAUCAGCUGCAAUACGAGAGGGACGAGCCGUCCAACACGCGCAUUAUCCACAUCGACCCGUGUUACGGCCCGGACCCGCAACGAGAGCAGGCCACAAAAGUAAUCGAUUGGUUCAAGAGCCGCGUUGAGAAAUUCGAAGACACCGACGACGAGCCCAGCCUUGUAUUUGCGCGUGAGCGCGUGCAAAAGCUGAAGCGCGAGACCAUGGACCUGAGCGCAUUGGACAGGGUGAAGGCAGUUUUCGGAUUACAAGCUGUAUACGGAUUUUCGCGCAUCCUUUCGGAAUUCGAGGCUAUUGUGAAAUCUCCAGGCGAAGCUGUCCGUGCAGCGUCCGUAAAGGCUUUAAAGCCUUUGCACGAUAAGAUUUUGAGGCAUGCCCAGGACAUCGCCAUUGACACGCGGUACAACGAAGCAGUCGGAACCCGCAGCCACGGUGGUGCAGCGGAGGUUGCACAGAAGCGAGCGGGAGUUCAGGGUGCCGUCGCGGACACGAGCAAAGGCGAGGGUGAGGUCGCGAAAAAGGGCGAGGGCGCGAAGGAGGGCGAUGGCGCGAAUGUGUGCGAGGGCGCGAAAAAGGGCGAGGGCGCGAACAAGGGCGAGGGCAUAGGCGAGGCCGAGGGUGAGGAGGAGGGCAAGUAUUAUGGCGCGGCCAAGGGCGAGGGCGAGGAGGAAAGCGAGGACGAGGGCGAAGGCGAGGGCGAAGGUGAGGGCGAGGGUUGGUAUGGGGAGGAGGGCGAAAACGAGGGCGAAUACGAGGAGGAUGACGAAGAGGAGUGGGAGGGCGAGGGGGGUGGGUACGGGGAGGGCCACGGUGGUGGGUAUGGGGAGGGUGAGGGCGGUAGGGACGGUGAGCGCGAGGGGGAGGGCGAAGGCGAGGACGGAGAGGAGGCCGAGGGAGCUGAUCGUGGUGAACGCCACAGGAUUGCGGGAGGCAGCACGAAAAUUGGGGCACCGGUUCACGAUCCUCGUCAGGCUCCACAGUUUCGCGCCGCUGGGAAGCGCGGAUUCGAGGGGCAGACACGGCUUGCGCGCCGGUCAGAGCGUGCGAUCGCGCAAAGGCGGACCGUGGACGAGUUGUCAUCGUGGCCUGCACUUACACUCGCUCACGAAGUAGUUCGUCUGGACUUCGCGCUCGAGAAUUCGAGGCAGGACCUAGCUGAUGCGCGACACGACAACUUCGUGCAGCGCAAGAAAAUCCGCGAACUUCUGACGAGGAUGGGGGAGCAUCGCGCCGCGUUGUCUCGUGUGACUGACAGGUCUGCCUCUUAG